This is a messenger RNA of Drosophila rhopaloa, 710 nucleotides long. RefSeq lists its product as uncharacterized. The transcript has 2 exons. Lineage: Eukaryota; Metazoa; Arthropoda; Insecta; Diptera; Drosophilidae. Bases 162 to 626 code for a protein of 154 amino acids. The record is from RefSeq and is a predicted model, not a curated record.
UUUGCAAAUUAGUGAAAAGCAGACAGUGCUAUUAAAAAUAAUUCCUCAUUUCUUACGUCAUCCCCACACUAAGUUGUAAACAAAAACAAGCCAGUGCAAUAAAUAGUUCGUAGUCGUGAGAUCGGCAUCAAAUUAUAAUCAGUCUUAAGCCAGCGGCGAGCAUGAUAAUACAAAUGAUGCCCUCUGGAUUACUCGUCUUUGCAUUUGCAUUGUCGUUGGCAUCUGCAUCGCCGAAGGGCGAUAGUCUCCUGGAAUUACGCAAGUUGAUGAGGCAGCAGGAUGAGAGCUCCAGCAUUGCCGCCACUGAGCAGUUCAACAAGGACAUUGCCGAUUGGGCGAAGGGACUGGAGCAGUUGGGUCUGGAUAUGGCCGAAUUUGUGGAGAAAUGCCGACUCCCUGGAAGUCAUUGCCAGCAGCGGCGUGUCCUGCGGCAGCUGCGAGUCCUUCGACGUGGCUACACGGAUCUGAGAGCCCGCCUCGAGGCCCUGGAGGUAAAAUACGUGGACCGGGUUUCUGAUCAAAACGCUAUGGAUGACUCACUCCGUAAGACCAAGAAUGUACUCAAACAGUACGAUGAGGCUUUCAAAACUAUUAAUACUAAAACCUAUAAAUUGGUCGAUCAGUAGGAUGACUUUUAAUCAAGAUUAAUAAGUAAUAACAGGUUUACGAUACUAUUUUAUAAGAAAAUAAAACAUCCAUUAAAAAUGAAA